Molecule: messenger RNA, 764 nt
Organism: Marmota flaviventris (yellow-bellied marmot)
Lineage: Eukaryota; Metazoa; Chordata; Mammalia; Rodentia; Sciuridae
Gene: Spata24
Product: spermatogenesis associated 24
Cellular component (GO): cytoplasm; nucleus
Molecular function (GO): DNA binding
Source: RefSeq, a predicted model, not a curated record
AACGAGCUGGCGGGGGCGAAAGAUGGCGACGCCCCUCGGGUGGUCGCAGGGGGGGUCAGGAUCUGUGUGUCUCGCCUUCGAUCAACUGCGGGACGUGAUUGAAUCUCAGGAGGAACUAAUCCACCAGCUGAGGAAUGUGAUGAUUCUCCAGGACGAAAAUUUUGUCAGUAAAGAAGAGUUCCAGGCAGUGGAGAAGAAGCUGGUGGAAGAGAAAGCUGCCCAUGCUAAGACCAAGGUCCUCCUGGCCAAGGAAGAGGAGAAAUUGCAGUUUGCCCUUGGUGAGGUAGAAGUAUUGUCCAAGCAGCUGGAGAAAGAGAAGCUGGCCUUUGAAAAAGCGCUCUCCAAUGUCAAGAGUAGAGUCUUGCAGGAGUCCAGCAAGAAGGACCAGCUCAUCACCAAGUGCAAUGAAAUUGAGUCUCACAUUAUAAAGCAAGAAGAUAUACUUAAUGGCAAAGAAAAUGAGAUUAAGGAGUUGCAGCAAGUAAUCUGCCAGCAGAAACAGAUAUUCAGCCCACGACCAGCCAGCUGGCUCCGUUGCAGGAAUCACAUGUCUGACUUCCAGAUCCAGAAGCAGCAGGAGAACUACAUGGCCCAGGUGCUGGACCAGAAGCAUAAGAAAACUUCAGGAAUGCGUCAGGCCCGAAGGCACCAACGUCUCAGGGAAAAAUAAAAUGGUGGUCACCUACCUGUUCUUUGCCCAACCUCUGCCUUGUCUGCUCUGGGGGAUCCUCAACCCUUCCCUUCCCAUUCUGGUGGGUCCAGUC